Molecule: messenger RNA, 1299 nt
Organism: Cyclocybe aegerita
Lineage: Eukaryota; Fungi; Basidiomycota; Agaricomycetes; Agaricales; Hemipholiotaceae
Source: the annotation of a GenBank genome assembly
AUGGAGACAAGCAUAAAUCUCGACCCUCUUCCACCGUCCCGCGAGAUUCCUGCUGCUUUUACAGCCAGUGUUCGGAGCUGGUGGCAUGUAGGCGAGAAAGAGAGCGCCAUCGCUGAAGAGCGCCUCCUCCGCCGUCUUCCCUUCUACCGACCAUCGACCCCAUCGUCUUCUACACCUUCCACGCCCGUAGACGGCCCCGUCGCUGCUACAUCCUCCAGAGUCCAGCUUUCCAACCAGCAACAUUACCUCAACACCGUAUCCAUCACAUCAACAUCACCCUCCUCAACAGCCCCACCACCUGCUGUCCUGCUCCAUGGCUACGGUGCUGGAUUAGGGUUCUACUUCCAGAACCUCCCAACUCUCGCCAACUGGGCUGCCUUGCGGUCUAGCGCCGUCUAUGCUCUCGACUGGCUGGGUAUGGGCCGCUCUGCCCGCGUUCCUUUCAACGUCAAGGCAAAACGGGAGGACGUCCCCGCUCGUGUCGCAGAGGCCGAGUUGUUCUUUGUCGAUUCUCUCGAGGAAUGGCGCGAGAAGAUGCGCCUCAACAAGGUGACGCUGAUAGGACAUUCCCUAGGUGCCUAUCUCAGCGUUGCUUACGCGCUAAAGUACCCCGCACGCGUCGACAAGCUCAUCCUGCUCUCCCCUGCGGGCAUACCUCGUGGCCCGAACUACGAGGAGCCUUCACGAGAGCUGACGGAUCAAGGCCCAGGAGAGCAGUAUCCUAGCGGCUCAAAAGACGGCUCAAAAGAAAGCUCUACGUUCCAUCGGGCAACGAAGGGCAAAGUGAACAAGAUCCAGGAGGAGCAGAAGGAGAACAAACAGAAAGAGAGCAAGACGCGGAGACUGUUUACUUACCUCUGGGAAGAGGGCUGGAGUCCAUUCCAGGUCGUCCGAUCCACGUUCGUGUGGGGCCCGAUGCUCAUUGGAAAGUAUUCCUCCCGCCGUUUCACGGGCCUAACACCCGAAGAGACGCGCGACAUGCACGACUACAUCAUGAACAUCACUCUCGCCAAGGGGUCCGGCGAGUACUGCAUCUCGCACAUCCUCGAGCCUGGCGCCCACGCACGCAUGCCCCUCGUCGACCGCAUCGACAAGCUGCCCAAGGACAUGCGCGUCACGUUCGUGUAUGGCGACCAUGACUGGAUGGACCCCACCGGCGGUUACGAGGCGGUCCAGAGGCUGAAGAAGGCGGGAAACCAAAAUGCGCGGAUGUAUAUUGUCGACAAUGCUGGGCACCAUGUUUACCUUGAUAACAAGGACACCGUCAACGAUCUUCUCAUGCAAGAGCUUGAGAGCUAA